AAAGUCAGCUACUAAAAUUUAUACAAUACUGAAUGCACACACUUUGUAUGUUUUCAUCCUUUAUUCAUUCAAUUCCUUUUCCCCCGGAGAUUCCGUAGAGUUAUUUAAAAGCAAUGAGCAAGAAAAGGCCACCACUCGUAGGCCAGUACGUGAAGGUCUCGAGUGCUGGUUUGGUCAGGCUAGUCAAAGAUGUUAUCCAACUCAAACGGUCCCUGUUAAAGGUACUAUCAAGCAAUACAAUAUUGAUGUUACAUAAGAAGAUUCAUUCAUUGGAAGAAGAAGUUUAUAAUUUAAAACAUGAACUUCAAACAAAGAACAGUGAAAUGUAUGUUUUGAAACGUCGGUACAGUGACAACUUGCACAAUGUGGAAGAACUAAGAAAGGAGAAUUUUCUUCUGAAGACUCAACUGAAUGAAAUGCAAGAAGAAAGGUCGGAAGAGUACGAAGAAUGUCUGUCAUUUGUUACAAUUUGUUUAUCAAUGAUCUGGCAUAGUUCUUUGAAAGACGAAUGUAUAGAAUCAAUGAUCGCUAGGGAAACCAUUGUGAAGUUCCUAGAAUUUGUCUCACAAUCUGUAUCAAGUUUCUCAGAAACGAGUAGGGGUGACUCUCCUGACAAGAUAGUGAACGUUUUGGACAGCAACUCUCAAGAAUAUACCUUAGUACUGUCUAUUGCUGGGAUCAUUACAAAUAUUGCCGCAACACCUCUGGGAAGAGAAUAUUUGUCUUCUAAAGAAGCUGGAAUUAAAGGAAUAAAUGCAUUGAUUUCAUUUUUAUCAGUAACACCAGCUCUGCAGUGCAUGAGGAUAAAAAGUCUCAUCUUAAAAGCUUUGUAUAAUAUAAGCAUCAAUAGAAAAGGUUUGAAAUAUUUGAUGUCAAAAAAAGGUUUGAUGACAACACUUGGCUAUCUUUUAAAAGAUCACGAAGCUGAUCCAGAAAUGCGCUUGUCUUGCAUCAAUUGUAUUCAAUCUUUGGUGAUGGAACCGGAGAAUGUGUCUCUCGCUCACGAGUUCCUUGAAGUGGUUUCAAUAAGAAAACUCCAGGAAUACGCGGGUUCUUCCAGAGGAGAGUUAAAGAAAGCGACGAUAGAAUUAAUCUCUGAUCUAAAGGAAGUGUUUCUUCGUCAGUCUAAAUCCGAAUGAAUUUCGUUUACAGCAACACUCACUAGAAAAAUGUUUUAUAUUCAUACUAAAUUUCUAAUUGAUAUUUCUAAAAGUAUCUUGGGAAAUUAAGCAAAGUUUUAUUCAGACAGUAUAUAUGAAUUUCAGCAUGGUACACAGAAAUUACAUAUAACUUAUGCUGUUAUGCAAUAUAGCAUUGUUGAUAUUAUUAAAAAGAUAUAUAAAGAAACUG
This is a messenger RNA of Dendronephthya gigantea, 1350 nucleotides long. Its product is annotated as heat shock factor 2-binding protein-like. The transcript has 11 exons. The record is from RefSeq and is a predicted model, not a curated record. NCBI's taxonomy places the organism in Eukaryota, Metazoa, Cnidaria, Anthozoa, Malacalcyonacea, Nephtheidae. Gene Ontology annotation, cellular component: cytosol. Bases 114 to 1139 code for a protein of 341 amino acids.